Molecule: messenger RNA, 803 nt
Organism: Anopheles funestus (African malaria mosquito)
Lineage: Eukaryota; Metazoa; Arthropoda; Insecta; Diptera; Culicidae
Exons: 1
Coding region: 83-568 (161 amino acids)
Source: RefSeq, a predicted model, not a curated record
UGAUUAUCUUUCAUUAUCAUCACUCUAACGAGGUUUGGCUUAAAUACGAAGUAGUGCAAUUAUGUGAUUCAUUGCCGAAAUUAUGUUGCUUCCGAGCACAACGGAACUGUUCACGGUGGUGGCAUUGGUUGGUAUACAGCUCACCCACCAGUACUUCUACAAUGGCAUCAAGUCCGGACUGGAACCCGAUCUGAAGCAUUCCCUCUUUCUCGAUCGCAUCGGUCAGUGUCGGUGGCAACGCGAUCUGGCAAUUUUUCUCGCCGAUAUGCGACUCGUUCAGCGCAAUCACACGCAUUACGUGAUGAGCGGUGUACUGCGGAUUCGGCGUAACAUUACCGAACCAACUAUGGCUACCGUAUCGAUUGAAAUUUGUCAAAAUACAACCCACUGCAGACCGUUUGUCGAUCCACCGGUUAACAUUGGAGAUCUGUGCAAGUUUCUUUGUGAGCAGCGUAACAGUUCGCUGGGUGAAGUGUUAGGACGCAGUGUACCACCCAUAGAGUGUCCCUUUACCAAGGGUGUUUAUCGGAUCAACGAUGCACUGCUGGACUACAAACCAUUUCGGUAGCAAUAGCUUCACCAAUAAUCGAUUGAUUUUUAAAGGAAAUCUUUCUGUUUCAGAUACUUUUCACCGCAUGUAAGUAAACUUUGGCGAAUAGAUUUUGUGGGCGAAAGCGACCAGAAGCGAGUGUUCUGUGUGAGAAUCGAUCUGUAUGUCUACAGCUGGGAAGAUAUGCUUCCAAGAUACUAAAAGGAGGGUGUGCCUUAGGGAGCAUGCAAAGAAAAUAAACUUGUCAUUCUUU